AAUAUGAGCCUUCUGUUUCUGCUCUCCCUUAUCUCAUUUGCUUUUUCCUUCUCAGUGUUGUGCAGAAAAGGGAGAAGCCAAUCAAUCAUGGUUUCCACUUCACUACCCUCUUUCAUUCAGAUUUCAUCAACAAAUUCCUCUUUCACUGAAAAACUCAGCACUCCUCAAAAGAAGUUUCAAAUUAGAAUAUCCACAAAUUCUUUGCCUUUUCCUUCUCUUCCUUCAUGCAAACCACUUCAAAACUCAGUUCCUUUGGCUGCUUCACUUGCCAUUCUUCUUUGGACAACCCCUGCAAAUGCUGGAUUCAUGUCAGGAAUUUCUGGUCUAGAGGCUGUUCCUGGUCCUCAGCUACCACAGAUUGACUUUCUCAAAAAUCUCAAUGAUGAAAACCAGAAGAAAUAUGCAGAGAAUGAUGAAAGAAUUAAGUCGUCUCCUUUGCUGAAGAAACUGCUUGAGCAAUCCAAGUUGAAUAAAGAGAAAAACCGUAAAGAAAUUGAGAACAAGUACUGCAUAAGAGGAGCAGAAUGGGGAGUUGGAGAUUGUUCUGCAGAGGGAAUGUCUCCAGAGGAGAGGGACAAAUUCAUAGCAAUGUUGAAGCAGAAAGCUGGACAAGAGUAACAUCAUCAUCUCAUUGUCAUUACACCAUAGAGAACAAAAGAUAAACAAAAAGGGUUUAACAUAAAUUAUAAGCAUUUAGAAUUGUACAAGGUGAAGAAACAAAUAGGUCUAUUGCAGAUUUUCAAAAUUUUGUUCUCAACCCUUCCCACAUCA
Vigna unguiculata (cowpea) is the source of this 771-nucleotide messenger RNA. RefSeq lists its product as uncharacterized. The record is from RefSeq and is a predicted model, not a curated record. Lineage: Eukaryota; Viridiplantae; Streptophyta; Magnoliopsida; Fabales; Fabaceae.